AUGGAAACGGAGGCGUUCCGGCCACUGCCCUUCUUCACACACUUCGUGCGGUAUGGCGCACGCGCCGAGUGGCUCAACCCGACCUUCCCGUCCGAGGGCAUCGCCACGCGGGCAUCCUUCUUCACCGGCCGCUACCCGGAGAAGCACGGCAUCCUGGGCGAGCACUUCCUCGACCGGCAACGCGGCGAGCUGCGAGUGGACGGCCCGGCCGGCCACUCGGCCACCGACCCGGCGAUGUGGCGUCGCACAGCUGUGUUCAACGUCCAAGGCGCCUGUGUGCCCAUUGAUGGCAGCAAUAUCAGCUUUUGUCAGGCGCCGGGGCAGGCCGGCGAGUUCGAGGAGAGUCUGACGCUGGCGCUGGACCGCCUGUUCGCCGAGGCCUACCCGUGCAAUAUGGCCAUCGUGCACACGGACGAGCUGCGGCGGACCGCCGAGAAGCACGGCGCUACGUCCGAGGCCGUGCUGGAUGCGCUGCGCGCACUCGACGGCCAGCUGCAGACGCUCGACCGCGCGCUGCUGGACCGCCAGGCCCGCGGAGAGGUCAACGUCGUCAUCGUGUCGGACGGCGGCCUGACGGACACGGCUGACAUGGAGGUGAUCUCGGUGGACAGCCUGCUGCCGUCCGAAGCUCCCGUCACCGUCGCCGGCGACGGUGCCGCCUGCCUCGUCUACAUGGCCGGGGAGCACGCGACGGCUGCGCACGCGCAGGCGCAGGCCGUGCCGGGCGUGCGCGCGUACCUGCGCGGCGCCAUUCCCGCGCGCAUGCGGCUGGCGCACGGGCAGCGCGAGCCCGACCUCCUCCUGGUGGCCGAGCCAGGCUACUACCUGGAGCACGAGCGGCCACUGGCCGUGGAAGCGGCAGGCGGAUACGACGACACGGCCGGCGGCGUGCCGGACAUGCGCGGCGUGCUGCUCGGUCGCGGCCCCAGUUUCCGCGCCGGGGUCACCGUCCAGCAGGUGAACGCCGUCGACGUGUAUGCCAUGCUCGUCGCGCUCAUCCAGGUGACGCCCGAGGUGCACAACGGCACCUGGACAACCCGUCAGCGACCGGAUGUGGACGAGCGGUGUGGCGGCGGCGGCGGCGGCGACGACCCAGGCCAGACCGGGGGCGGCGAACUGCGGCCGCUCACCUCCGCGGCCCCCGGCUCGCCGUCAUCAGAGCAGCUUCCCGCACCUUUUGGGCCGACAGCCUCCGAACCUACCCCGGCCCGGGCUGGGCACGCGUCGUCGCCGCCCGACUCGGAGGAUCUGCGGCUGAUUGUGGACCGGCUGAAGAUGAAGCUGGAGCAGCAGAUGAAGGCCAAGCUUGGGCUGGAGGAAGAGGUCAUUGGCUUGAGGCGGCGAGCGGCUGAGAAGGCGUCCGUGCUCAGCGACUCUGACGACGAUGGCGGACAGCAGGAGGAGGAGACGGCGCCGAGGCCGCCGCCGUCCACAGUUUGUCGACGGAUGCCGCUCUCUGUACUGCACCGAAACAGCCACCGCCACACCACCCUGCAGAAGAUCCCGGAGCUGGACGAGCUCUCGUCCGACUGGGAGACGGACAGUUCGGACGAGCAGUCGGCGGGCGAGCUGCGCGCGCUCAUCGCGCGCCUGGAGGCGGAACGGUGCGCCGCCGAGGCUCCUCUCUGA
Molecule: messenger RNA, 1629 nt
Organism: Pollicipes pollicipes
Lineage: Eukaryota; Metazoa; Arthropoda; Thecostraca; Pollicipedomorpha; Pollicipedidae
Product: glycerophosphocholine cholinephosphodiesterase ENPP6
Exons: 7
Coding region: 1-1629 (542 amino acids)
Source: RefSeq, a predicted model, not a curated record